Molecule: messenger RNA, 4863 nt
Organism: Lonchura striata (white-rumped munia)
Lineage: Eukaryota; Metazoa; Chordata; Aves; Passeriformes; Estrildidae
Gene: CEP135
Product: centrosomal protein 135
Source: RefSeq, a predicted model, not a curated record
AAGGGAAGGGAGCGGAAGGGGCGGCCGGGCCGCGCGGGCGCGUCCCCCCGUUGCUGCGGGGACGGGCCGGAAGCGGCCGCUGCUCCGCGCGCCAUUUUCAAAGGAUUUCAGGCGCUGGGACGUCGCGGGCCUGCCAGCGGGCCCGCUUGCCGACGCCUGAGUUUAGUGUGCUUGCUCUCAGCUGAGGACUUCUCGGAGCCAGUGAGGAGCUGCACGGAAAGCCAUGAGGGAACAUAGCCAGGACAGAUGAUCUGAGCUGGUAUUCCACUACUUAAAAAUAAACCAGGGAGUACCCAGAGCAGGGCUGGUUGUGCUUCGAGGACAUGCUGGGCAUCAGUCAGCAAGUGUUACUUUCUGUACAAGCUGUCACACGGAUAUGUUAAUGAUACUUCUUCUGUAAAACAUUCUCAAUUCGAUUAGUAAAAAACCUUUGCUGUUUCUAAAACACAAGCUUUUAAACGAAUCUGAACUAUUUGGAGUACAGAAUCUUCAACUUUGGUGUAGAAAUACCAAGAACUUGUUACUUUAGUGUUUGGCUGUCAGAGGAGUAUGAAGAGCAUUUCCUACACAUCAGGACAUUGACUUCCACUGAGCACACUGGUGGAACGAAAGUGCACCUCCUCCUCCUUCAGACAUCCCAGCACAGUAUGUAAAGGAUUGUUGGCAAUGCCAUUGCUUAGUUAAUAUCCCAACAACCUGAAACCUCUUCAAGCAAAUAUUUUUAGUAGUACUCAGAGCAGAUGCUGUGCUUGCAAGACUGGUGAUUCUCAUCCACAGAGCAUUACCCGGCAACCACAGGUGUCCUGUUUUUGUUGACUGCGGCAAAAGCAGCUUUGGAGGUGUGUUAACAAUGAGUACAAAUGCAGAGCGAAGGUUUGUUAAUCUCAGGAAACGCCUGAAUCAGCUGGGCUAUCGGCACCCACUGGGAGUGGACAGUUUACCUUUGGUGGAAAAGCUUUUCAGUGACUUAGUUCAUACAACUGAGAGCUUGCGCAAAGCAAAGUUUUCUUCUGGAAAGACUGAGAAAGAAUGCAGCAAUUAUGAUACUAUUUUGGAACCUUAUAAAACAGAGAAUGCUAGACUUACCAGGGAAAAUAAUGAUCUACAUUUAGAAAUAUUAAAACUGAAAGAGCAGUCUGAUCGUCAUGUUAAAGAUUUGAAAGCCUCCUUAAGGAGGAUUGAACAUGAAACAACUGACUUGAAAUUUCUGAAUAACCAGUAUAUACAUAAAAUUAAAAUGCUGGAAAAAGAGACCAAAGCCAAGACUGAAAAAAUUCAGCAGCUUCAGGAGAAGAAUCUGCAAGCAGUGGUGCAAACACCUGGUGGCAGGAGGAAAAGCAUUCCCUUCAGGCGUCAGCGCAUGCAGAUAGACCAGUUUGUGCCCCCCUCAGGUGUCAGUGCCUACCCAGUGCCUCAGCCAGAGGACCCAUACAUUGCAGACCUUCUCCAGGUGGCUGAUAAUCGAAUUCAAGAACUGCAGUCAGAAGUAACAGAACUACAGAAAAAACUGGAGACAUCUGAAAGUGGAAUGAAAAAGUAUAGCAAACAGGUUGAGAUACGAGACAAAGAAAUUGGGCGCUUAAUGCUGGCAUUGGGUGGUGGGCGUUCUCAUGAGGUUCUCUCUCUGGAAUCAAGAACUAAAAGUAAUGAGAAGCUUAUUUCCUGCUUGAAUAUACAGGUUGAUUAUCUUCAGAAAAAAAACAAAGAACUUGAAAAUCACAUUCAAGAUCUCUUGGAUACUAAACAAAAUGUGACUAGUGAGGUAGUGGAUUUAAGCAAUAAAAAUGAAGAACUGUGUCAAGAACUGAAUGAAAUAGAUCACUUGGCACAGCAGUUGGAAAGACACAAAGAAAUAGUGCUUGAGACUGCAGAUAAGGAAAUAGGAGAAGCAAAGAAAGAAAUUGAAAGACAAGUCAGUGAAAUACAGGAUCUACAAGAAACGAUAACAAGGCUUAAAUCAGAGUUGUGCUCAUGUCAUAAGGAGAAUGAGAGACUGAAUGAAGAACUCUUUGGGAAAACAGAUGAAAAAGGGAAUCUUGAGCUGCUGUUAAACCAGCUUCAACAAGAGAAGCAAAGGCUGACAGAAAAAACAGAGAACUUAGAAAGAAAAGAACGAGAACUUGUCCUUGAAAUUGAAAGAAUGAGAUUGGACUAUGGUAUUGCCCUAGGAGACAAAUCUCCAUCUCGUCUAGAUGCAUUUGUAAAGACCUUAGAAGAUGACAGAGACUACUAUAAGCGAGAAUUAGACUAUCUUCAGAAAAUGGUAAAACUAAGGCCUAGCCCAAGCCGCAGGACUGCAGAGAAGAGCGAAGAGCUUAAAUCAAUCACUAGAGAAAGAGAUGAGCUGCGGUCUGUGUUAGACAGAUUUGAAAAACACAUGAUAGAAAUUCAGUCCAAUGUCAAAUUAUUGACUGCAGAAAGAGAUAGAUUAAAAGUUCUUUAUGAGCAGUCUCAGAGUGAAUUGAACAGGAUGAGAAGAGAAGCAAAACACAGUUUUCUUUCUCAAAGUCACACAGAAGAAGAAAGAGACAUUGCACUGAUUGACUUUAAAAUACUAAUGGCAGAAAAAGAAAGUCUUGAAGAUAAAUUAAAGAUGCAUCAGGAAGCAGCAGACCAUGAAAAAUCAAAGCUGCAGCAUGAUGUUUCAGAACUGGAGAAUAACAUUAAAGGACUUCAGAUUGAAAAGUGUGAACUAAGGACUACAGUCUCUAUCCUGAAAGAAAAAAUAAACUAUUUGGAAAAUGAGUUAAAUCUGAAGUCAAGUAAACUUGCCCAGACUUCUGACGAUUCUUCUCAAUUUAAAGCUGAGAUUUGCUCACUUCAGCUUUUAAAUGACCAACACCAGAAGUCUAUUGAAGAUUUACAGCACAGAUUGUCCCUCAAAAAGGAUGAACUGCUGACAGCUCAUGAUGAAAUUAUAAAGCUGAAAGAGAUAAUAGAUAGGUUAAACCAGAGGAGCACGUCACAGGAAGAAGCAGUCAGUGUGCUGAGAAGUACAAUUAGUGUUUUGGACAAAGAAAAGGACAGUCUUCAAGAAACCGUAGAUGAAAAAACAGAAAGAAUUGCAUGCUUAGAUGACAACCUAGCUAACAGGGAGAAAACAAUUGCUCAUUUACGUUUAACUCUCUCUGAGCUGGAGUCCUCAACAGACCAGAUGCAGGACAUGCUGGGAAACAGAGACCGGGAGAUAUCCACCUUACGUCGCCAGCUUGAUACAUCCCAGCUAGAGCUUGCAGAAAUGGGAAGAGUGAAGGAAAUGGCUCUGAAAGAAAACAGGAGACUGCAAGAUGACCUGGCUACAAUGGCCAGAGAAAACCAGGCUAUCAGUACCGAGCUUAAAGAUGCAAUACGUGAAAAAGAAGAAAUGAAAACCAGGGUUCAUAGUUAUAUAACUGAAGUCUCCAGAUUUGAGAACUUGAUAGCUUCAAAGGAAAAAGAAAACCAAGAAUUGUUAGAGAGGUUCCAGAUGCUGCAUACACAAGCUGAAGGCUGGGAAAUAAAGGCUCAUCAAGCUGAAGGAGAAAGCAGCUCCAUACGACUGGAACUCCUUUCAGUAGAUACGGAUCGGAAACAUCUUCGAGAGAGAGUAGAACUUCUGGAAAAAGAGAUUCAAGGGCAUAUUGUUGCACAUCAAGUAUAUGAGUCUCAGAUCUCCUCCAUAACCAAAAAUAUGUCCAGAUUGGAAGAGGAUCUUAAACGUGAAAAUCAGGAUAAGGCUUCUGUGUUGGCAGACCUCACUUCUGUGAGAGAACUCUGUGUGAAACUUGAGGCUAGCAAAGAACUUUUAGCUCGACAGCUGACAUCCAAAAGCAUGGAUUAUGAAAGGGUUCUAGGAGAAUUAGAAGAUACAAAAUCAGAAGGAGAGUUGCUGAAAAAGCAGCUAUCCAGUGAGAGACUUACAGUUCAGAAUCUUGAAACGUUAUUGGCUACUAGUAGAGACAAAGAAUUUCAGAACCAAUUAAUGUCCCAAGACAAAGAUACCGAAAUUCAGUUACUGAAAGACAAGCUAACCCUGGCUGAGAGCAAACUAAGCAGCAAUAAUAGAGAGGUUUCCAUGCUUCGAAGUAAACUUGCACAGAUGCAGACUGACACUGAUGUUUUAAAAAGGAAACUGACUACUGAGCGAUUUGAGCGGGAGCGAGCGAUCCAGGAGAUGCGGCGGCACGGCCUCUCCACCUCCUCGCUCCAGGCUUCGCCUCCGCUCAGCUCCACGCUGAGGUCGCCCUCGCGUUCUCCAGAGCGCAGCGCUGCAGGAACAACUGAGCAAGCAGCAGCUGAAAAGAAUGUGACCUUCAAGGAAUAAUCAGUACUUGAGUAACUGAAGCAUUACCUUGUUAAAAUGACUUUUUUUUAUAAAUUAUGAAUACUUGUAUUUCACCUUUGUUUUCUUCAAAUCACUGAUUACCUUUGAAACCUCUGGGAACAGGUCUAGUAAUCAACUUUGCAAAAUUCUGCUUUCCCAACCAGCAGGAGUGACUGAUUUUUUGUUGGCUGUUUGAUGGGUUUUAUAUCAAGCCUGCCUAAGUUUUGUUACUAUUUUGGAAACAUAAUAAUUAAAAGAAGGAAAUGAGUAUUGAUUAGAAAACCUCUUAUUUUCAUUUUUCCAUUUUAUUUGUUUGCUUAUCUCAUAUGAUUGGAAAAGUUUAUUAAUCUAGUGUGAGCUAACAUAGAAUAACAUCCCCAACUGUGUUAAAAAUGCUGAGCCAGUGUAUAUUUUCUACUCAUGAUGAUUUCCUGUUUGUGCAUCUAACAAGUGUUUUCAGGUUAUUCUUUAUGGUAUUUAAAAGUACUGAUUAUCUAUUUUGUGAAUGCAUUUUGUUUACUGUACCUUUUCUUACUAAAAAAUAUAUAUCAAUUAUUCUU